AUGAAUAUUUGCAGGAACAAAGAGUUUGUGAAUGUUAUUGACAAUGGAUUUCUUCUUGUUAUGGACAUCAUAACGCUCACUAUUAUACAUAGAAAAGAAUAUGGUGCUGGUACUGUGAUUGCGUGUAGUGAGGAACAUGUUUUUGUUGGAACUGGCACAGGGAUACUGAUCAUGAUAGAUUUGCUUAGUAUGAAUGAAGCCAUUGUGUUUAAGUCGAGUACUCCGAUAACAGCCGUGUUCUACUUGGAUGGAUCUUUGUAUUGCGGUAAUGAAGACGGAGUUAUUCAGAUCUAUGGAUUGACUGAAGAAAGUGAUGUGAAUAAUAGCAGUGUACCAUUAAGCUCGAUGCGCAGUGAGAUUGAUGAGAUGAAUUCUGUCCAUACAGUUCAGAGAAUACGAUUGAUCAAAGAGAUCAAACAUUCUGCACCUGUGAGGAUGAUAUGCAGUGAUGGAGUGGAGUUUUUUGUUGCAGACAUGAGGAAUAAGAUAACGAUGUAUCCGUCAAAUAAAGUAUAUGACAUUGUGAGACCGAGUCUUGUGUACAAGAACUAUGUGUUUGCAAGUGAAAGGAAUAUGCUGUAUUGCAAGACGAGAAAUGCAUUUUCGACAUACCUGGUUGUUGAUGGAAAGAUAUGCGAGUAUGUUUUUAGUGAGAAUGGAGGAGUACUAUUUGUGAGAUGUGGAGAGGAAGUAAGUGUUUUUGAUUUCAACAGCAAGGAUGUGGUGAAGAGGAUGAGAUUUUCAGGGAUGUUUGUAUAUGAUGAUGAUAGAAACAGGAUAUUGAGAUAUGAAGCAGGAGUAAUGGUGAGUGUUGAUGAUGUACUUGAUAGGAAAUAUGAGAGCAUGAAUGAUGUUGUUUUUAGAUCUGAUGAAAUAGUAGAAAAGAAGGUACGAGUUGAUGGAAUAGAAGAAGAUGCAGAGCGAGUAUAUUAUGUCUAUGAAGAAGGUAAGAAAUCAAAAAGAAAGCGUGAAUGGAUAGAUUCUGUAGAGUAUACAGACCAUAAGAGUGUAUCUUUGUAUUGUGAUGCAACUGUUGAGGAAAGAAAAGAAUUGAAUAUGAUGAGGAUGAAUGUUGGAAGCAAUGAAGUAUAUGAAAGUAGUAGUGUAAAUGGUUGUGGAAGUGUACAAGAAGGAUGCAUACAAGGAAUUAAUACGAAUGAAGGAUUGCUUUUGUGUUACAAUACACAAGGAUAUAUGAUUUGUGUGAGGAAUGGAAACAUUCAUAGAAUUGAGGUUAGUUAUCAUGAUAUUACAAGACGAAAGAUUGAAAUUGACAACAAUAGUGGAUACACACAUGGAGGAUUUUGUGGAGACAGUGUAGCGAUUGGAAAUGGAUCGAUGGUGUUCUACAUAGGGCCUGAUAUGAAAUGGGAGAAGAAAAUUGCAUCUAGAGCGAUUUGUGUCAGUGACAGUAUGAUUGUGGCUCUUGAAGAUGAGAUCAGAAUAUUUGAUUACACAGGGAAUGAGAUUUUUAACUGUCUUAUACCGAAUGUGCAUAUGAUAUGCUGCCAUGGAACAACAAUUGCGGUAUUUGGAGAUGACUUGAUUAUUAUUGAGUUAUUUGAAAGAACCAGUAGGCAUAUGUUGCCAUGCGCUGUGAGUUUUGCAUGUUUUGAUGAAUUUGGAAGAUUAUUUUAUGUGAUGAACAAGAAGAUGUAUUGCUUGUAUAAAGGAUUAGCAGUGAAGAUGUGUGAUAUUAGUAUGGAUGUUCUCACAGUGUUCAAGAAGAAGAUGGUAUUAUUAUCGAGAUCAAAGAGACUGUUUCCGUCACCUCAUGUUGAGUAUGCUGAAGUUAAUGUGCCGUGGUACAUAGAACAUGAUGAGAGAAUAAGCAUGCAGAAGAUGAAAACAAAUGAAAUAUACAAUAAUGAGGUAAACAAGAAUAUGAUUAUUAAUACAAGUGAAGUGUAUAAUAAAGAGACUGACAUGCAAAUGAUCAACAUAACCGAAAUAAAUAAUAAAGAGACAAAUAUGCAGAUCAUAAAAACAACCGAAGUAAAUAAUAAAGAGAAUACCGAGCAUAACUCACAACAUAUUGAUGCAAAAAUAUGUCAAAAUGGGAAUUUAUUGAAUGUAAAUAUUAAGCAAGAUAUAAAUCAAGCAAGCAAACGGUACAAUCCAUUCAAAUAA
This is a messenger RNA of Ordospora colligata OC4, 2130 nucleotides long. RefSeq lists its product as uncharacterized. NCBI's taxonomy places the organism in Eukaryota, Fungi, Microsporidia, Ordosporidae. The transcript has a single exon. The coding region runs from base 1 to 2130 and encodes 709 amino acids. Gene Ontology annotation, molecular function: protein binding. The record is from RefSeq and is a predicted model, not a curated record.